Molecule: messenger RNA, 4932 nt
Organism: Anoplopoma fimbria (sablefish)
Lineage: Eukaryota; Metazoa; Chordata; Actinopteri; Perciformes; Anoplopomatidae
Product: ADP-ribosylation factor-binding protein GGA1-like
Exons: 17
Coding region: 2-1999 (665 amino acids)
Biological process (GO): vesicle-mediated transport; intracellular protein transport
Cellular component (GO): trans-Golgi network
Molecular function (GO): small GTPase binding; ubiquitin binding; phosphatidylinositol binding
Source: RefSeq, a predicted model, not a curated record
GAUGGCGGCGGCGGCGGCGCCUCCGGAUGAGGUUACCCUGCAGUCUCGCAUCAACAAGGCCACCAAUCCUUUGAAUAAGGAGACUGAUUUGGACAAUAUCAAGGGAUUUUGUGAUCAGCUCAACAAUGAACCAGAAGGUCCCCAGCUUGCAACCAGACUUCUGGCCCACAAAAUCCAGUCUCCCCAGGAAUGGGAGGCUAUGCAAGCGCUUUUGGUUCUGGAAACAUGCAUGAAGAACUGUGGAAAGCGAUUUCACAGUGAGGUUGGAAAGUUUCGCUUUCUCAAUGAACUCAUCAAAGUGGUGUCCCCUAAGUAUUUGGGUGCCCGGUCUCCAGAGCCAGUGAAGAAGAAGGUGUUAGAAAUAAUAUACAGCUGGACAGUGAGGCUGCCUGAUGAGACCAAGAUAGUAGACGCCUAUCAAAUGCUGAAAAAACAGGGCAUUGUCAAGCUGGAUCCUGUGCUUCCUGAUGAAAAACCCCUCCCACCCCCUCCACCCAGAGCCAAAAAUGUCAUCUUUGAGGAUGAGGAGAAAUCCAAGACGCUGUCUCGCUUAUUGAACAGCACUCACCAAGAAGAUCUAAGAGCAGCAAACAAGCUCAUUAAGGAAAUGGUCCAGGAGGACCAAAAGCGUGUAGAGAAGGUAUCGAAGCGAUUAAACGCCAUCCAGGAGGUGAAGGAGAGUGUCAGCCUGCUGAGCCAGUUGCUGGAGGGCUACAGCAAGGAGAGCUGCUCCCAGAGCAACCAGGAACUCAUUAAGGAUCUUUACCAGCGCUGUGAGAAGAUGAGGCCUACACUAUUCCGAUUAGCAAGUGAUACAGAGGAUAGUGACGAUGCUUUAGCCGAUAUCCUACAGGCCAAUGACAGCCUGACUCAGGUCAUCAACCUGUACAGGCAGCUGGUGAAGGGAGAGGAUGUGUCGAAGGACGGCAUAACCAUGCCCUCACAAGCAGGCAGCAGUAGCUCAGCUCUCGUAGACUUGAUGGGACUUAAUGCAUCAGCCAACGCAACACCAUCCAACCCAGAGCCCUCCAGCCUCCAGACCCUGACUCAGAACAUGGGCCUCAGCCUCUUGGAUGAUGAGCUCAUGUCACUAGGACUGAAUGUAACGGAAAACUUCGACUCUCAGCACAAUUUUCAGUCCUCUGAUGGCACAGAAUCUUUUUCUACAUCGGUCCCUGCUGCAGUGCUGCUACCAGCUGUGGUCCAAACACCACAAGCUGCACCAGCAGGGGGGCCCGCUGCUCCUCCUAAACCCAUGGAAGAGCUGGAAUUGUUGGGGAAGACAUUGUUACAGCAGUCACUACCCCCACAGAGCCAGCAGGUCAAAUGGGAUAAGAUCCAACCUCAGUCCAGAGUCACCUUACGAGAUCUGCAGACCAAGUCCAAUGCCGGCUCUAGACCCGCUCCUACUGGAACCACCACCGCCUCCUAUUGUCCCGCUCCUGCUCCAGGGCCCACAUUUGCUGUCCAUUCAGAGCAGCCGGAUACUCUCCUCCUCUCCAGCCUCAGUCUGGCAGCUGCUGAGAAAGGCUCAUUAGCUCCUACUGACCCCCAUGACAACCCCUCUCUAUCUGACGUUACCGUGCCUCUGGAAGCAAUCAAACCUAGCAAUUUAUUACCAGUGACUGUAUUCGACAAACACAGCCUCCGGGUGUUGUUCACCUUUGCCCGUGACUGUCCUCCUUCGCGGCCUGACGUGCUGGUGGUGAUCAUCUCCAUGCUGUCAUCGGCCCCCAUUCCCGUCACCAACAUCCGCUUUCAGGCAGCUGUGCCAAAGGUGAUGAGAGUAAGGCUGCAGCCUCCCUCUAGCACCGAGCUCCCCGCCUUCAAUCCCAUCCUGCCUCCAGCCGCCGUCACACAGAUCCUGCUGUUGGCUAACCCUCACAAGGAAAAAGUACGUUUGCGAUACAAGCUGACAUUCAACCUGGGGGACAAAUGUCAUGAUGAAUCUGGUGAUGUGGACCAGUUCCCGCCUCCAAACACUUGGGGAAACCUGUAGGGAGAAAAAACCCACCUCCUGUCAUCUGAACUGCUGCUUCCUUUAGAUUUAGGUUGAAGUUGUCCCACAUCACUGGCUUGAGAUGAGACUGCCUCUUUACACGUCAGUGGUUUCAAACUCUUGUUUGGUAAUACAAACUGACGUGAGACCAGUUGUGGGAACCAGCUUCUACCUUGUGCCUUCUGUCGCGCCUUCCUGUCCUUUGUUCAAUCAUCUCCGCGUUCCUGUGUUUAGUACUGUUGAUAUUUUUUCUUCUUCCAACAAUCAUUCCAAUGCUUUACCGUCAGAAACAUUGAUUCAAUGCAGUGACUUUUGGGAAAACAAGUUGAGCCUCUAAAAAAAACUUAAUGUGUGCAUUUUUCUGUUUAACAAUCCUCUCAGAUGUCCAUGUCAUGGGAUAACAUGUAGCAGCUGGUAUCUCACAUUAUUUCUCAACCUUAAAGCAAGUGUCUGAUUAAUUCCCUACUUUGGAUAGCAUGAGCAAAAAUGUCCCACAAUCAGAGUAUUGUAGUGCGACCAGUGUUCAGAGUAGGGUUGAAACAAAUCACAAUAAUACUUUUCAGUUAAUCUUGAAGUCGGUUACAUGCUUAAGGUGAUGUUUACAGUCCAACCAACAGCCAAAACACCCAAUGUUUUCAACCUACGACAGAAAUAGUUGGUAUUUUUACAUGACAAAUAACUUGAUUUUCAGAAUUUGAAUUCUUAUCAAAUGAUGAAUUGAUUAAUUGUUCCAGCAGUAUAUCAGUGGUCAGAGAAGAGCAGCAUUAAUGUACUUAAAAGUCAGAUGCUAUCAUGCUUAACUUUUAGCAAACCACUUCAAAUGCAUAGGGAAAUAAUGAAACAAAAUGUAAUUAUCACUUUGAAAUUAUCGAAGUCGUUCCCUUAUAUUCAAUGCAGACAGUUCAAAGUAUGAGUUCAUCAAAAAUGCAGUAAUAACUGGGAAAAUAUCAGGAGAAAUAACAUCAGUGUCUCCUGGUUGCAUUAAUAAUGAAUUGGUAUGUCAUUUUUAAGUGUUGUCUUUUAAUAUUAAUGUCAUACGUGCACAGUGUUUGUCCGAGCUGUGACAUACAACAGUUACCACAGAAGACUUGUCAUAUUGGGAAAAGCACAGUUGUUUAACGCAUUGUCAAAAUGUCUUCUGUGAAGGAUUACAAAGGGAGGGUACUUAACAUCUGCCCCUGUAAUAUUACUGAAAUUUAGCUUUUCAUUUCUGCACUUUUCAACGAUUGGGGACACUUUUUUAUGUUAUGUUUCACUCAGGAUUUUAAUUUUGAGUUAUUUUACACAACAUGAACUAUCAUGCACCUAUUGUUUUAAUUUUGCACAUGAAACCAUUCCACAUUACAAUAUAGUCUUUUCUCAUUUGCUGCCUUUCCACUGUUGAUUGACCCAAAGAGGGACAUGUGACGUCCUGAGUUGACAUUACGUACAUCCGGUCUGAUUCUACCACAUGUGCCUGAGAUGAAACGUUUGAUUUUCAUUUGCUCCUGUACAUAUAUGUAUACAAAAUUACGAGUUUGAUCUUUGUCUCUGAUUUCAUACGUCCAUGUCCGUAUCAGAAACUAUUUGUGAAACAAGUAAUGUUACAGAAUUAUCCUAAUAACUACGGCCACUGAGUUGAUUGGAGCGCUAAAAAGUCAUAAAGAUUAAAAUAAAAUUAUAUCGGAGGCAGACUGGUUUCCACCUGAUAAAUAGGAUACUGAAAUACAUGUGAAACUCCAAAUGUGUUUAACUACAAUAGAGCCGGAGAUUCCGUUCAUGAGAUGAUGAGGGAUCCAUUUCUAUCACCCACUGAGUUAUAUUGAUUCUGUUCAAGUGUUUCUUACGGACCAUCAACUCGCAUCAUCACACCGUGCCAUUAAUAUUCUGAUAGGCUGUUUCAUAAUACUAUGGAUGAGCUAUUUCAUUACCCUAGAUAUUUGCUUUCAUUUAUUUACAGCUACACCACUAACUUGUCCAAGACUGGAAGGAAGAAAGCAAUAAUGAGACAAAAAAUAGCCUCAGUAACCACCUUUCAGUCCUCCGUGGCUCAAUCUGAUUGCAAAUAAUGGACAUUGCACGAUUUAUUGUAAACUAUGCAUCAAAGGGACUGUAACAGGUUUGACUACAUUGCCAGAAACUGAUUUAUGCACAUAUUUGCCUUUUGUUAUUGCCUACAAGUUAAUUGCAUUUUCCUCUUUAGGAUGAACAGCGGCAGAUAAGGGAUUAACUCAGCAGGUCACCUGUGAUUUGUCGGCCCUGUCUGCACUGAUGGAUUACAGUUACAAACCCUGCUAUCGCACUAAUCCCACGACCAGGAAAAUUGCCAGAAACAUGAGACAGGACCCUCAUGUCUCGUAGCCAUGCUAUAUCAUGCCUGGGUGUCGUAUUCAUUGAGGUGCAUUUAGGGUUACGCUAAAAAUGUGCAAGUUAUUGCAGAGCUCCCCCUUUACAAAACCUAUUACAGAUACAAAUCCCUAUCCUUAAUAACCUUCGUCUUUUACUUAAUAACCUCUUUGCUUCAGUUUGCAGUACAUUGCAAAAGGUCAUGAACAUGAACAGGCACUGUGCAUGCAAAUCUGUUAUCCUCGUCCAGCUUCAACUGUAUCGUCAGACUGGACCUCCCACAUUCAUUUUAAAUGGCAAGAGGAAAAACAACUUGAGGAACUAGAAACAUGUAACUUAAAACCUAAAGCGAGUGAAUCAACUAAACUGGAUCCAAAUUGUUAAGAUUGUUUCACAACUGAGAGAAAAACAAACUAAGUGUUGUGACAAGGCCACUAAUUACAGUAUGUGUCUAUUUGUGAGGGAGUCAAACUGUCUUUUCAUUUGUGUUCCUAAUGUAAAUAAAAGCUUUGUGCAAUAAUGUAUAUUUACAUACAUGUACAUACUGCUGGAUACAAAAUGAGAAUGUACUACAAAUGUGUAUUUAAGGCAAAUAAAGUCAUUUGUAU